Messenger RNA from Eriocheir sinensis (Chinese mitten crab), 5739 nucleotides. Its product is annotated as nuclear receptor coactivator 6-like. The transcript has 3 exons. The record is from RefSeq and is a predicted model, not a curated record. NCBI's taxonomy places the organism in Eukaryota, Metazoa, Arthropoda, Malacostraca, Decapoda, Varunidae. The coding region runs from base 234 to 4184 and encodes 1316 amino acids.
GAUAACUUGGCCUCCCCGUCCAGGCCCGCCAUUGCGUGUUUACAAACAGGUGAGCGCCGCGCGGCUCCCCCAGGGCACCAGCACCCCCGCCUCAGGUCACCCCAGGGGCAGAGGUCACGCCGAGGGCCGGGCAGCAGGGCAGGAGUUUGUGUGUGUCUGCAGUGAAGGACUUGAACGUCAGCCAUCGCGGGAGACAUAAGGGGGGGAGCAAAAGGUGACCGAAGGAGGUGAAGAUGGAUGGGCCGCAGGGACCCCACCAGCCCACCCCAACCUCCUGGGUCUACAUGCAGCACCUCCUCCAGCAGCUUCAGGACCACCAGCAGCCCCAGCAGCAGCAGCAGAUGCCUCAGCACACCCAACCCAUGCAGCAGCCGCCCCCGCCGCCACACUCCCAGCACCAGCACCACAUGGGACCGCACCAACCGCCUCAUCACCCGUCGCCGCAUCACCCGCCGCCGCAUCAUCCGUCGGGGCUGCUUCCCACGCCGCCGUUACUCCCGACGCCAUCCCAGCAGCAGCUUCCCCCGCGGCUACCCCCGGUAACGCAGCCGCCCCCACAGUCACAUCACCUCCCGCACCACCUCCCGCCACACCAGCACCACCAGCAGCAGCACCAGAGCCUACCACAGCACCACCAGGUUAUUCAAAUACAGCAGCCGUCACACUCCCCACAGCAGCAGUACCAGCACAUACAUCAACAACAACAACAACAACAACAACAACAACAACAACAACAGCAACAGCAGCAGCAGUACAAACCACCACAACCACCACCACCAUCACCACAACAACAACAACAACAACAGAAUAAGACGUUCUCCCGCCCGGAUGACCACCGGUAUAGUGUGCAGUCACUCUUAGGUGGACCGAGAGUGGACAUGGCCCCAGCGCCCAUCCACACCGCCCCACUCCACCCCCCUCCACCUAUACACCCCGCUCCUCUCCCCCCCCCUUCCAAAGUCCAGCCAGAUAAUGAGAUGAUGGUUAUGUCGUUCCUGAAUGAGCUCGAGGGAGGGAAGAAGAUAUCAGGAGAAGGAGGAGGAGGAGGAGGGGGGAUUCUGACUGUCCCAUCUAAUCCUCUCUCCAUACAGAAGAUCCUCCCGAACGCGACAUUCGCCCAAGACCAGCGGGGACACUCUGGCCUCUCCGUGCAGACCCCCCCGCAGCAUAUACCCCCGCACGCCCCGCACGCCCCGCACAUCACCAUGGCAGGCGAUGUCAACAACUCCAUGCGGGUUAACCAUAACGGCGACACGACUCCGCUCUCCAUCCGCCCGCCGGCAACCACAAUGGCCGAGGCGCCCCCCCAGGACACCAUGCACCUCACCCCGCUCUAUCCCGGGGCGUGCGACAGUAGCGGCACCCCUAUCGGACGGCUCGAAAGGGGCGACUCGGCUUCCUCUAUGAGUCAGCUCGAUCUCGGACUCAGCGAUGACUCCAACCCUCUCAUCGACCAGCUCGAGUCAGCGCUUGAGAGUGACUCGAGCCUCCAAGCCAAGACAUCACCCGAGGAUCAUGUCCCGGGUGAUAUGUCGAGCUGUUCGGAGGGUGCGAGGGAUGAGUGCCAGGGUGAGGACGUGCCACAACAACAACAACAACAGGAACAGCCCACGGAGAUGUUCAUGUCCCUCCUCGGAAACCCACAAACGGAUGCUGGGAAAGUCGCCCCCGAAAAUGGGUGUCCGCCUCGUAGCAAGUCCCCGCCCCCGCCCCUGGAUGAGGACAAGGACACACCCACCUCACCCACAGAAACAACACCCACAGAGGACACAGAAAAGGGGGAAAAGGAGCCAGAGAAGGAGACAGCAUCAGACAACCCAGAGAAAAUGUGUACGGAAGAGGAGGAGGAGGAGGAGGAGAAGGAGGACAGCACAGCCACCCACAGAAGCCCCAGAACAUCGGAAAGCCUUGCCGCCUCACAGGACACACCCAAGGAGGAUGCACCCCCAACCAAGGACACAGAAACCACCCCACAGGAACCAGAACUAAUGGAGACGGUUGACGAUGUGGAGGAGGAGGGAGCGGAGACAGACCAACAAGACCAGACCAGUAGCAAGCCCACAGACCCCCAGCCCACCACAGACAACAGACCCCCUUCCCGGAACUCACCAGAGGGAGAGAAGGGAAAGACCGACAGCGUGAAUAACAAAACCACGGACACUUCUGGCAGCCCUUCCCCGCCAAAAUCACCGUCGGGAAGCCCUGCCGCCGAGGAGCCUGAGGUGCUGUCGUUCACGGAGGAGGAGCAAAGCAGUGCCCUAGAGAAGGUGGUGGAGAUACCGACUGUUUACAUCGUGGAGCCGAAAGUUGAGACUCCACCACCUGCGAGCCCUGAGCUGAACCCGGAGAUACUUUUCGUGACGUCGCGGGUCUCGCACGAGGACGACGAGGCGGAAAAGACGAAGAAACCGCCACAGAAACCACCACAGCAGAAGGAGGCACCGAAGGAGACGCCCAAGGAGAGACCGAAGGAGAGGCCCACCUACCCCAAGACUCAGACUCCCCCCAUGCCGGAGAACGAGAUCCGCGUGAAGAGGAUUGUGAUGCCGAAGAAGACGAGCUUUUUCGAGACCACCAGGAUGCCGGCCGGGAAGGAGAAGGUGGCGGUGAUGUGCUACGUCUGCGACACGAACGUCAAAGGACCGCAGUUCAAGAAUCACCUGUUUUUCGGGUUCGUACGGUGCCACUACUGCAACCGUCGCCUCAUGGGGUGCCGGCUACUGAAGGAGGACCUGACGAACCCUGACAAGAGCACGUGUUUCAGUAGCCCCAACAAGAAGCACAACUUUAGCAAAUGGGCGAGCGAUCCGAUUGAGCACCUCUCCUACUACAUCCGGAAGGAGCUGGUCAUCAAACGCUUCUGUGCCGGGAAGACAAAGCCGCCACCCGUCUCGGAGAUCGUGGAGGAGAUCUACACGUAUAUCAACAAGCUGGUGGCGCUGGAGAGUGUGUCCCCAUGGUGCUACGCCUACGAGCGCUGCCAGAAGUACAUUCAGGAGCGAGUCGCGGCCGAGCCCAAGGCGUUCAGCGAGGAGCUCACGAAGGGCGUCGCUGCUUUCCCCCCGCACAUCGCUGAGCUCUCCUCGCGGUCGAACAGCCCCGUGGUAAAUGACUCCACCUCCACAUCCACCACGUUCAGUCCAUCGGUCAGGGCCACCACACAGCCGGUCCUCAUGGUCCAGGACGGCAUAGUGACCAAGCCAGUGAUGUUAAUGAAACCAACACCCCCGCAGCCGCCCUCCAAGCCUCCGCAUAUCGAGCCGGUGUGCGUCAUCGAGUCCCCGCCGGUAACACAGUCGGAUGAGUCGGUGGAUGACCCCAUGGAGGUGAUGGAUGAUGCGGGGAUGGACUCGGAUGCAGAGGAAGUCACCUCGACGACCCCGACCCCCACCACCAACACCGCCACCACCACGGUCACCACCACGGAGCAGGGCAACACCACCACGCUCUCCCGGAAGUCCCUAACACCAUCCGCCUCACCCUCGCUGGAGAGCACCCAACUCAUGGUAAAGGUUCGGAACUUCUCCUCGCUCAGCCAGCCGCCAACCCCAAACAGCAACACCAAAGAGCAGUCGGACGGAGCCGCCAUCACCCGCAGCAAGGCCACCCCGCCCCCGACCAUCCCGAUCAUCAGCCAGGCCGCCACACAGCUGCACUCAAUCCUCACCAGCAACAACACUAAUGCCGCCUCGUUCACGCCGUCACCCUCGACAACGCAGCGCUCAACUCCGACGCUAUCCAAAACGACAACUCCCGAAGCGACACCGGUAGCGCAAUCGGACGUCGUGAUCCUUGACGAACCAACACCGACGCCGCCGACGCCCCCGCCAACCAUCCUCCGGCAGAACGUAGCGGGGACGACCCUCAUCCGACAGUGGGAGACGAAAGCGAAAUCCCACACUGUCGCACACAAUGUCACACACACGCCGAGCUCCCGUAAGCUGCCCAAGGGAUUGCAAGCGGACUCCUGGCAGGUCAAGAACGAGAAUUACCUCAUCGUCAAGUACCCCAGCGAGCCGUGCCCUGAUGUCUGCCCUUCCUGCUACACGGCCUUCAACCCCCUGCAAGCCACGGUCCAGUGCUCGUCCUAUCUCAUGACAGUGAAGUGCAACUCGUGCAAACUCACCCUGUUCGUCUCGCAGGACCCGCCGCCGCCCCGCCCCAAGAAGAAGAGAAGGGUGUGAAGGGGGUGGGAGAGGGAGAGUGAAAAUUAAAGGGUGUGGUAGACGAGAGAAUGGAAAUAGAAGGAAUAGAAAAGGGUGCUGUAGAUGGGACAGUGAAAAUAGAAAGAACAGAAAAGAGGGUAGAAGAGUGGAAAACGGGUGUAGAAAGGAGAGAAUGAUGAUAGGAAGAACAGAAAACGAUGGGUGUGAAAAGGAUGGAAGACUGAAAAGAGUGUCGCAGAAUAAAGAACAAAAACAAGAGGAAUAGAAAAUGGGUCAAUAAUUUUAAGGGUAGACUGACUUGACUUUCUCCCUCCCUCCCUCUCUCCCGCACUCGCUCUCUCCUUACCCUACAAUCCCUCCCCCUCCCUCCCCAUCACCCCAUCACUCCAGGAAGGGUAUGGGUGAUGGGCAGGGUGUUUGAUGGGAUAGAGAAGGGACAGUGGGUUGUGUUUGUAAAUAUAUCUAGAAAAAGAACAUGAAAUAAGGAAAACUAUAAGAAAAUGCUUGAAAGAACUGGACGAGAAAUGACACAUAUAAAUAAACAAGUGAAGUGAAAUGUCUGGAAAAGAAAGAAAAGAAAAAGGAAAGUAGGUUAAUAGGAAAAAGGGAAAAGUUGUAAGUGAAAAUAAGGAAAAUGUAGGAAAAUAUGUGAAAAGAGCUGGACAAGAAUGACAUAGAGGAAAACAUGUGUAAUUAAAAGAAGUGAAAAUGUCAGAAAAUAUACAGGAAAAUGAGGAAAAAAAGAAGGAAAAAGGAAAAGGUUGUAGUUAAAUUAAGGAAAAUAUGUGUGAAAAGACUGGACAGGAAUGACAAAAGAAGAAAAGUAAGGAAUGAAAAGAUGUAAAAAUGUCAGAAAAUAUACAGGAAAAUAAGGAAAAAAAGGAGGAAAAAAGGAAAAGGUUGUUGUUAAAUUAAGGAAAAUAUUAGAACAGCUGUGAAAAGACUGAACAAAAAUGAUAAAGGAAAAAAGUAAGUAAUGAAAAGAUGAGAAAAUGUCAGAAAAUAUGUUAAAAAAAAUUAGGAAAAAAGAAGGAAAAAGGAAAAAGUUAUAAUUGAAUGCAGGAAAAUAUAGGAAAACGUGAAAAGACUGAACAAAAAUAACAAAGGAAAAAAAUGAAGUAAUGAAAAGAUAUGAAAAUGUCAGAAAAUGAGGAAAAAAUGAAGGAAAAGGUUGUAUGUAGUUAAAUUAAGGAAAAUAUCAGAACAGGUGUGAAAAGACUGAAAAAGAAUGACAUAAAAAGAAAACUGGAAAUAAACACAAAAAGAAAAGUUGCAUAAGUUGGAUUAAAGGGAAAAGAUGGAAAAAAAAACACUGAAAAGAACAAGACAAAAAAAAAAUUAACGGGAAAACUCAAAUCAAUGAAAAGACAGGAAAAUAAAGGAAAAGUCAUACAAGUUGAAGGCAGCUCAACAUAAAUAAAGAAAAGAGGAAGAAGAAAGAAAGAAAAUAGAAUGACCGAGAGAGGAAAAAAAUAAAUAAUGUAGGCCUAUGUGUUCCUAUCUCAUAAUAAUUUGUACUGUGACCUUUUUAUUCAUCACUAUUAUUAUCAUUAUUAUUAUUGCUGUCCUAUCA